AUGUACAUGUCGUUCUACCAGGACAUGCCGACGUUUUACCUCGGGCGCGUCAUUGGGAAUGCGCUGCCCCCUCGACAUGAUCCGCGCCGGACUCUGCAAAAUAUCGAGUUCAUUUUGCGCCACGAAGUGUCGGAUCCGACGCUGCAAAAGCACUGGGUCCUCAAUCGCAUUGUCGACGCCACUGUGGCGCAGGCGCUGCGGCAGCUGCUCGCCUCGUUCAACGCCACGUACUCGGAGCUUCCGUUUGAGCUGCCAGCCUACGCCGACGCGCCCUUCCGCGUCGCGUCGGACCACGGCAAGGACAUGGUGCAUGCUGCCGUGGACAAUAUGUGGCAACGCGCGCAGAUCGAGGCGGACGUGUACGACGCCAAGAACCUCUAUGUGAUGGGUAUCAACGACGCGCGCAACCACGUCUUGGCCCUCGGACAGCACGCAGGGGCGACGUGGAUUCUGCCGUGGGAUCAGAAUUGCUUUUUGACGAACGACGGGUGGCGCCAGCUGCGCGACGAUCUGACGCACUAUGCGUCGACAGACCACAAGUAUGUCGUGACGUGGAUGGACCGGCUUCGCGCCGAGAACGACAUUGUAUUGACGCCCGACUUUGCACCAACGCCGUGGGAAGAGCCGCAAGUGAGCUUCCGAUACGACGCGGUAGCGACCUUUGAUGGCGCGCUGCGGUACCACAUCUGUCUUACGUUUGCAAUCAUUUCCCACGACCUGAUGUAG
This is a messenger RNA of Saprolegnia parasitica CBS 223.65, 726 nucleotides long. RefSeq lists its product as hypothetical. The coding region runs from base 1 to 726 and encodes 241 amino acids. The record is from RefSeq and is a predicted model, not a curated record. The transcript is spliced from 5 exons. Lineage: Eukaryota; Oomycota; Saprolegniomycetes; Saprolegniales; Saprolegniaceae.